GCAGCAUAUGAAGCGGGUGGACGGUGGCAGUGUGAUCAUAUCCCCCAAAUCAGCAGCUGCUUGCGACAGAGCGGAUUUGACAACAUACCGAUAUACGGGACCGAACCUUACCGAACAGAAUGGAGUGGCAACCAAUGGAGAUCAACCCGGAGAUGCUGAACAAGGUGCUCAGUGGGCUGGGGGUGUGUGGUAGCUGGGGCUUCGUGGAUGUGUUGGGGCUGGAGGAUGAGGGAGUGUCUUCAGUACCUUCUCCCAGCUGCGCCCUCAUGCUGCUCUUCCCUCUGACACAACAGCACGAGUCGUUCCGGCAGCAGCAGGCUGGGAAGGUGUCGGGGGGUACUGACCUCUACUUCCUGAAACAGACGGUGGUCAACUCCUGUGGCACCGUGGCUCUGCUGCACGCAGUCGCCAACAACCCCACCCACAUUGAGUAUGAUGGUGACUCUGCUCUGAAGAAGUUUCUAGAUGAGACGGCUGACAUGACCCCCGCCCAGCGAGCCACACACCUGGAGAACAACCAGGCCAUCAGAGAGGCUCAUGAUGAAGUGGCAGCACAGGGCCAGUGCAGGGUGGAGGCAGAUAACGUGAACUUCCAUUUUAUCACCUUUGUCAAUGUGAAAGGACAGCUUUAUGAGCUGGAUGGUAGGAUGGAGGGACCGGUGAACCAUGGAACCACCAAGGAUGACUCCUUCAUCAAGGAUGCAGCCAGGGUGUGUCGGGGUUUUGUGGAGAGAGCAGAGGGAGAGGUCCGCUUCUCUGCUGUGGCCCUCUGUCAUACCUAGAGACCCUGGAGAGGGACACACACACGAACGGGGUUUUGUGGAGAGAGCAGAGGGAGAGGUCCGCUUCUCUGCUGUGGCCCUCUGUCAUACCUAGAGACCCUGGAGAGGGACACACACACACACACGAACCAUGGUGUACACACACCCGGUAUAUAAUGGAAACAGUUUGCACUCUCCCCACACACACCGCAGCACACACACCGCAGCACACAUGCGUAGAUGGUAGUUUGCACAAGCCUGGUGUCAUGUUGAUGUCACUACUGCUGUACUUUCUGUCUGCUGUACUGUUAUUUAUUUUUCCGAGUCCGAUCACCACUGAGAAAGUAGUGCCCUUACAUGGGGGAGGAGGGAGCCGGUUGAUCUGCAGCCUGUGAGGUGUUCCUGUUUUUCUGCUGUCUGACUCCUCUGCUCUGUUUCUAACCGCUGUUACGUCAGACUACGAUGUUAGGAUGACACUGUUACUGUGUUAGGAUGACACUGCAACAAUGCUGGCUGUGCUUUGCCUUACUGCAUCUUCCUGUGCUGCUGACUGCCAAUAAACAACCAAACUACACACUU
Molecule: messenger RNA, 1340 nt
Organism: Oncorhynchus masou masou (cherry salmon)
Lineage: Eukaryota; Metazoa; Chordata; Actinopteri; Salmoniformes; Salmonidae
Product: ubiquitin carboxyl-terminal hydrolase isozyme L1-like
Exons: 9
Coding region: 120-782 (220 amino acids)
Biological process (GO): ubiquitin-dependent protein catabolic process; protein deubiquitination
Cellular component (GO): cytoplasm
Molecular function (GO): cysteine-type deubiquitinase activity
Source: RefSeq, a predicted model, not a curated record